This is a messenger RNA of Antechinus flavipes (yellow-footed antechinus), 3569 nucleotides long. Its product is annotated as F-box/LRR-repeat protein 2-like. Gene Ontology annotation, molecular function: protein binding. Gene Ontology annotation, biological process: SCF-dependent proteasomal ubiquitin-dependent protein catabolic process. The record is from RefSeq and is a predicted model, not a curated record. Lineage: Eukaryota; Metazoa; Chordata; Mammalia; Dasyuromorphia; Dasyuridae. Gene Ontology annotation, cellular component: SCF ubiquitin ligase complex.
CCCAAAGAAUGUUUCUCCAAUUGUUUAUUUCAACCUUAAUAUUUCUGAGAUAAUUGGCUAUUACAAAAUUAACAAAAACAAAAUCAAUACUCUUCUGAAUUUUUUGAGGUGCCAGCCCAAGGAAUUUUUUUGAUCAUCAAAUAAACAUUUAUUAAACAUUAACUAUGCAGAAAGUUGUGCUAGACUAAUUCAUAAUACUAAUAAUUCACAUUUUUAUAGUUUUACUAAACAAGUUUGAUAGAAGUAGUAUAAGAAACGCCCCCUUUACCAUCCUCAUUCCAAUUCCUUCCUAAAUUGGAUAGUCUUUCAAUUUCCUGAAGUCAUUAUCUCCCACAGUUCUUUUUUCUUCUAGAUAGCCUUUCCAUAGCACCAUGUUUGCUACCAAGUUCUGCUAUCCUGGCUUCUUUGGAACCUUACUAUCCUUUGCUUCCUCCAAGAAGUAUAUGCCCUUCCUCCUUCCCUACAGCAACCUCUGUACUCCUGAGCAACGGACUGAGAAUGUCUGUAGAGAUUCUGACUAGCUCCUCAGGACCCCAUUAGCCACUCAAAUGAGUGUUCUGUGAUAUUGAUAAGCCAGAAUCAUCUUGUGCCAGCUUCCAGGUGCCCAAAGGAGACUUCCUUACUUAACCCCAAUUGCCUCCUCCCCCAAAAAAUAGAUGAGACUUUCUUGGGCCUUUUCUCAAUAUCUCCUGCCUAAGGCAUCUUGAAACUUUUCAUUUAUUUGUAACAAAGGACUAGAUACUUUGUGGCUCCAAGUCUUCUGGGUUUGAGGAGCUAGAUUUAGAGUCAGGGCCUCCAUCUAAAACAGCUGGAAUCCUUAGCAGUUGAUAUGUCCACUCAUCCAUUCCUCCUGCUAGAGACACUUGGCUACCCUUGGGUUUGGGGGCUGCCACUGGGGACUUGGGUUUCCUCUGAUGAUUUCUGCCUGGCGUCCUACCUAACCUAACCCCUCUUCCUCCCAACACCAGUCCCCGUGUGGCCCAGAACUGGUUGGUAACUCACAUUCCCCAUUUUUAGGUUCUAAGCUACCUCUCUGUAGAUGUCAGGUUCUCUCAGUGCCACAUUUCUGGUGUCUCAGGUGUGUUGACAUUCUGUCUGUAGCUGCCCUUUUAGUACCCUUCUCCCCCUGGGGCCCCACUCUGAGGCAGGCCCUCUCCUUACUUGCAUCCUUACUCCCCGCCUUUCUUCUUUGGCCCUCACUUAUCCCUGGAUGUCAUGUUCUGUUCCUCCACAGUUCCUCAAACAGUAUGAGGCUAAGGUUAAGUGACAGGGCCCUUUAUGUGUCCCCCCAGAUACACGUUCGGUAUAACAUCCCCGUGACAGCGGCCUCCCUCAGCUCCAUCAAGAGCCUAAGCCGCAGGCACGUCUCCUGUGUGAGCCUUAUCAACGUGGAUGGUUCUUCGGACACCAACAGCGUGCUGCAGUCCAUCUCCUACUACCUAGGCCCACACCUGCAAAGCCUGUCUCUGGGUGGGGGCUCCUUGACGGAGGCUUCUUUUGUAAGGCUCAUCAUAAGCUGCCCUGGGCUCCAGGUCUUGGACCUCAGUGGCUGCAAUAGCCUCUUCAUGUCCGGGAAGCUGCUGGACCAACCAGAAACAGCCCAACAGGUGCAGAAGGCCCUGGCUAACCUCCGGGAUCUCAACCUGUCUGGCUUACGCCAUUUGGCCGACAGCAGCUUUAACCGCCUGAGCAGCUGCACCCCCAAACUGGAGCGCCUCUCUCUGGCACGCUGCCACAUCACCUUUGACCCUCACCGCAGUCGGUCGGCCCAACCAGGCUCCUCGGCCAUCCUUUCCUUCCCCAACAUACUCCACUUCCUGAAGGAGCGAGCCAGUCAUCUGGUGGCCCUGGACCUGAGCGGCACAAAUCUGACCCCCACGGCUCUCCAUGCGUUGGGACAGGUGGUGGGACUUCACCUGCGGGAGCUGGUCCUGCGGGGCUGCCGGGACAUCUCCACUGAGGCUGUGGCGGUCCUGUGCCGGCAGCAGCGGGGCCUGACCAGCCUGGACCUGAGCGGCUGCUCGGAGCUGGCCGACGGGGCCCUUCUGGUUGUGUCCAGGGGCCUGCAGGGUCUGCAGCAUCUGCGCCUGGAGAAGCUGCAGCAGCUGACGGACUCCGGCUUCUCCUCCUUGCACUGGCUGCGGGAGCUGAGAAGCCUCGACCUGGCCGAGUGCUGCCGUGUGAGUGGAAGGGAGCUGGCCAAGGCCCUGGAGUUCCCUAGGGGGCCCCCACCCCACCUCGCAUCUCUCAGGCUAGCCUACUGCUCCUUGCUGAAGGAUGCUUCUGUCAUCUCUUUGGCCCAGGGGCUCGGCUCCAGCCUGAAGGUGCUAGACCUGUCAUCCUGCAUGUCCCUCACCAACAGCAGCCUGCUGGCCAUCUCUGCCAACCUGCCCCAGCUCACUGUCCUGCGGCUGGCCUGGUGUAAGGAAAUCACUGACUCGGGGCUCCUGGGGCUGGCAGAUCCAGGCGAGGAGAAGGACAGAGGGACGAAGUUAAACAAGAACUUUGGAGACAUGGGCUUCUUCCUCCCACAGCUGCCUCCAGAGCCCUUGGCCUCCCUCGAAUCCCCCUCCCAAGAGACUCCCAACAAACAGCUCACACCCUCCCUGCUCCUACUGAAGGCUUUGCAGGAGCUUGACCUCACUGCCUGCAGCAAACUGACAGACAACAGCCUGGCCAAGGUGCUGAAGUUUCCCCGGCUGAGGCAGCUCUCCCUGAGCCUGCUCCUGGAGUUUUCGGACGUGGGGCUGGUGGCGGUGGCCCAAGGCUGCCGCCUAGAGCACCUGGCCCUGAGUCACUGCAGCCGCCUGAGCGACAGAGGCUGGGCCCGGGCAGCCAGUUUCUGGAGGAGGCUCCAGCACCUCAACCUCUCCAACUGCAACCAGCUCACGGAGCAGACUCUGGCCACCAUCCGACAGGCCUGCCAGCAGCUGAAGGUGCUGGACGUGUCCAUGUGUCAGGGCAUCAGCAUGACCGCCGUGGAGCACUUCCAAGCCCAGCUGCCCCAGGUGACCUGCGUUCAGUCCCGCUUUGUGGGGGGGGCCGACCUGGCCAUGACCCUCUGAAUAAAAGUCGGUCCGGAAACCCUCCUCCCAGCCCACCUGCCACUUUACUCUCCCCUAGAACCUCGCUACCCAGCGGGGCUUGGGCACCUACCUCACCAUUGGCACCAUCUUUCCUGGAGCAAGAGAAGGUCCAGCGCUGCCCACCCGCCCCUCCUCAGCUGGGAGCUCCCUUGCCAGGAUUGAGGGCCCUGAGGAACUGCUUCCUGGCGCUGCACCCUGGGUUUCAUAGAGCCCGAGGAAGGGAGCCCCCCGUUCCUCCCUAGCACUUCCCACUCUGGCUUCCUCAGCCUUUGGCUCCAACGGCGGAGCCCCACAAGGCCGAGGGGCUCCCGGCUUUCUUAGAGGCCCGGCGGAGUCCUAGCGGCUGGGCCCAGGCUCCCACCUAGCACUUCCCACAUCCCAUUUGCCUUACUCACUAAUGGCUCCCCCAGCUCCUCAGCGCUGGGACCAGCCCUAUACAAAGUUCUUUGUGGGGUUUGCGAGAAUUAAAAGUCUGUGAUCUCA